Molecule: messenger RNA, 3098 nt
Organism: Hypanus sabinus (Atlantic stingray)
Lineage: Eukaryota; Metazoa; Chordata; Chondrichthyes; Myliobatiformes; Dasyatidae
Gene: atxn3
Product: ataxin 3
Exons: 11
Coding region: 49-1131 (360 amino acids)
Biological process (GO): protein deubiquitination
Cellular component (GO): nucleus
Molecular function (GO): cysteine-type deubiquitinase activity
Source: RefSeq, a predicted model, not a curated record
UUGACCCGGCGGGAUCACGCCGCGCAGGACGAUGGUCCAUUAUCUACCAUGGAGGCGAUAUUUCAUGAGAAACAAGAAGGGUCCCUCUGUGCUCAGCAUUGCCUCAACAAUUUGCUUCAGGGCGAGUACUUCAGCCCUAUAGACCUGUCUACAAUUGCACAGCAAUUGGAUGAAGAAGAGCGAGUAAGAAUGGCAGAAGGAGGAACUACCACAGAGGAAUACAGAAUAUUUUUACAGCAACCAUCAGGGAAUAUGGAUGAUAGUGGAUUCUUUUCAAUUCAAGUGAUUAGUAGUGCCUUGAGAGUCUGGGGUUUAGAGAUUACCCUCUUCAACAGCCCAGAAUAUCAGCGAUUAAGGAUUGAUCCAGUAAUUGAAAGGGCAUUUAUAUGCAACUACAAAGAACAUUGGUUUACAGUACGAAAAUUAGGAAAUCAGUGGUUUAACCUGAAUUCUUUAUUGACGGGUCCAGAGUUGAUCUCAGACACUUACCUCGCCCUAUUUUUGGCUCAGUUGCAGCAAGAAGGUUAUUCAAUAUUUGUAGUAAGAGGAGACCUACCAGAAUGUGAAGCUGAUGAAUUACUGAAAAAGAUGACAGUUGUGCAGCUAGAGAGACCAAAAUUAAUUGGAGAAGAGGCAAACCAACGAACAGAAAUUGGGCACAGGUUACAGAGCAAUGACUGGGAACAAGUGAUUGAUGUAAACAAGUCAAUUACAAAUGUUUUGGAUGAUGAAGAUGAUGAGAGUCUGCAGCGGGCGUUAUCACUAAGCCGACAGCACAUGGAGACGGAAGAUGAAGAAGCGGAUCUACGAAGAGCCAUUCACCUCAGCAUGCAAGGAUUUGUACAAGGAGCAGAAAAUUCAGAAGUGGCCACAUCCCAAAAGGAAACUACAGAUACUUCAAGAACCAUUGUAGCUGAAACUCCCACAGUGGAGGAACUCCGAAGACGGAGACAAGUAUACUUUGAAAGGAAAGAAUUACAGCUGGAAAAUUCAGAUCAUCCAGCAAAACAGAGUUGUGGUGCACGAGAAGCCAAUUCAGCUAACGUGACUGGAGGAGAAUUGCCUCAAGCAAAUGUGUUGAAACCUCUGGAAACUGCUGCCAAUAAUAAUUCAAAAGGGGAAGGAAGUUAAUUUGAGAACAAACACAUUAGCAACAACUGUCUGAUCUGCGUGAAUUGUACUCUUCUUGUACAUCAGCCACAUAGAAAAAUAUGCAGAUAUUUUCGGAGACAACAAAGAUAAUGUUCACUUGAUGCUAAUGCAUUUUUUGUGGUUGUUGAAUGGGAUCAUUUGCUGUACAGAACUACAAGUUUUUGGUCUUCAAUUGUAGCACCUUAUCUGCUGAAAAACCUUCUUUAUGCACAUCCUAGUUACGUAAAUUGCAGGGGAAGCGUGAAAAUAUUUUGCACCCAUUGAUAAACAUUUGUCUUUUGGAGAAAAAGGUAACUGGUCAACCAGUUCAUGGUUCAAUUGUGCAACUGGAUCUUGGAAGACAAAAAUUGAAAAUGUUAAGUUCUUUGCUUUUUAAAAUUAUUAUACAUGUUUUAUACCUUUUGCCUGGUACAUUUCUAAAAAUCAAGAUCAUAUAAUUUUGGAGGUGUCAAGAAAUAUAUGCAGAAAAUGCUGGUGGUUUGAGGUUUUAUCAAUAUUGAAAGCUUUUUGGAUUGUUUAUAUUUGGGUAUUGAUCUUGUGCUGGCUUUUAAUUGCCUUUUAGUUGCUCUAAAACAAAUCACCUUUAUGUUUACUGUGUUGUACUGAAUUAUGCAGUUUCUAUUUAUAUGCUUGAAUGUGUUUUGUCCUUUUAACUUUAACGGACAAGUCUGGGAACAUAGGAGAAUGUGGAAUUACAGCAAGUAAGACAAACUGUAGUGGAAUAAUUUAAUCUGAUGCCCAUUUGGACUUCUGUUUAAAUAGUGCAGCUUCCUAUCAGGUUUUAGACAUCUGAAUAGAUGUGCCACUGCUUAUUUCUGGCAUUGCUCUGUUUUCCUAUGAUUGGAAAAAUAUGAACUCAGAUUUGUUAUCCAUUGAAAUGUCAUGGUACUUAUAUCACAAUAUUACAUACAAGGAUCAUGUGUUUGUCAAUGUGGACCAAUAUAACAUAUUAUAACUAGUUGCAAAUUGAUCUUUGCAAAUGAAAGUGGUUAUUUUCUCCAUAGUCUGCAAAAUGCUGUAGCUUAGUAGUUGACUACUAGGUCCAAAGAUAAGAGAAUAAACAUUGCUCAAGGAGGUUUUUAAAUUAUGUUCAAUAAAACAGCUAACCAGGAAUACUUGAUCAUGUAAAUUCCUGGAUUAGCAUAAAUUAAUUCAUUUAUUAAUCAUAGGUUGUACCUUCAGCCUGAUGUACACUUGACUACAAACUAAACUACUCUUAAAGCUUGUGUGGCAGCUAAAAUGAGCAAUGAAUAUUGCUUAGUUUUGAUGCCUAUGUUCUAGGAAUAAUUCUGGUUAACUUAUAAAAUAACUUUUGUUGAAACUAACAACAUCACUUUAAAAAGUGCAAAGUAUUUGUUACUUGCCCUCAUUGCUCUAUCUUAGUCCAAAAAUUUGAACUUGAUAGAGUAAGGUUUAUUAGGCACUGUCAGUCACUUGUCACCAUUGUGUCAGUAACAUUCCUCUCUGUUCCUGGACUAAAAAGUAUUGUAAAGUGGUUAUUGUGACAUAGCAGUGGUUGGCAUCUGGAUGACAGUAUGAAAGAGUGGAAUUAUGAAAUAGUAACUGACUCCUAUUAUUUAAAUAGAAAGCAAGAGCAUUUGGUAAUGGAUAGAAAAAGUGAUUUUGUUUUCCUGUCAUCCCAUUGCCACCGUUCAUCAUGCAUCAGGAGGAUUUGUUUGUAUGAAUCCCAUCCUCGCCUUAAAUAAGAUCAAUUUACUCCUUGACGUCCAGGAAUACAGCAAGAAUAUUUAAUGCCUUUCAGCAUAUCAAGCCUUGUGUUAAAACAUUGAUUUCUAAAAUGAAAAAAGAAUGCCACGGAUCUUAUUUUAAAAUCCAGCCACUGCUCAAUAGCUUAUUCGAAGAGACUUCCACAGCUCCACCUCAAAUUUUAAGAAGGUUCUCUCUCAACUAACUUAUAACGUCUGCUUAUAAUCUAUUAAAUCUUA